UAGUUCACACACAGUGUCUCACAGCAGCCUGCCCCACGCAGCGCUCAUAAAGUGCUUCAGCUCUCCGCGUCCUCCAGAGGCGAUGCUGGAGUUCGGAGAGACGUGCGGACCUCGCACAGGCUUAAAAUAGGGAACAAAGUUUUUUUUAUUUAUUUUUUAUUCGGCAUUAACUUGCUGUUUUUCCCACCGCUCCCGGACAUCAUGGAGUACUGGAGGCAAUGUGCGAUGUGGCUGAUCAGCUGCAACGUGCUGCCAGCCAACCACCGGGUGAUUGCGGACACGGCGCAAGUGUUCGACCUGGCGCAAACCCUGCGGGACGGGGUGCUGCUUUGCCAACUUCUGAACAACUUGAGAUCUGCCACUAUCAACCUGAAGGAGAUCAAUCUCAGGCCACAGAUGUCACAGUUCCUGUGCUUGAAGAACAUCCGUACAUUCCUGACUUCUUGCUGUGAGGUGUUUGGGAUGAAGAAAAAGGAUUUAUUUGAAGCCUUCGACCUCUUUGAUGUUCGAGACUUUGGAAAGGUUAUGGAUACACUAUCCAAGCUUUCCUACACAGCAGUUGCACAGCAAGGAGGAAUCAAGCCAUUUCCAACAGAGGAAAGCCUCAAAGAUGAGGACAUUUACAAUAAUCUGGAAGACUUGAUUGAUGAGAAUGCCCCCGAUGAUGAGGACGACUUGUAUGCAGCGGUCUACGGGCUGGAAGAAGACUACGCAGGUGGAGAGAUCUAUGAAGACCUCAUGAGGAAUGAGCAGCAUCCCCCCUUGCCGGCAGAGGUGGAUGUCCGGAGCUGCUGCCUCUCAGAGAUCAAACAGACGGAGGAGAAAUACACAGAGACCCUGGAGUCAAUCGAGAAGUAUUUCCUGAACCCUCUCAGGAAUUUUUUCUCCGCUGCUGAAAUCAACAAAGUUUUUGUCAACAUUCCAGACCUGGUUAAAGUUCAUAAGAGCCUGAUGGUCGACGUGCAGGACUCCAUCUUAAACAAAAAUGCCUUAAAUCUCUACCAGAUUUUCAUCAGCUACAAAGAGAGACUGCUCAUUUAUGGUAUAUACUGCAGUCAGGUGGAGAUCGCCAUCGCUGUGUUAGACCUCAUUUGCAAAGAGAAAGAGGAUGUUCGUCUAAAGCUCGAGGAGUGCUCAAAGAGAGCCAACAAUGGGAAGUUUACUCUGAGGGACCUGCUGGUUGUCCCGAUGCAGAGAGUCCUCAAGUACCACCUACUUCUUCAGGAACUAGUCAAACACACUCACGAUGCUGCUGACAAGAGCAACUUGAAGAUUGCUCUUGAUGCCAUGAAAGACCUGGCUCAGUUUGUCAACGAGGUGAAGAGAGAUAAUGAGACACUGAGGGAGAUCGACCAGUACCAGAGGUCUAUUGAAAACCUGAAUCAGCCUCUAAUCAGCUACGGUCGACCAAAAGGUGACGGAGAGGUGCGCAUGGUCUCCAGUGUUGACAAGAAGAAACAGGACAGACACAUAUUUCUUUUUGAUGUGGCUGUCAUUGUUUGCAAGAGGAGAGGAGACAACUAUGAGAUGAAGGACAUCCUUGACCUCAACAACUUCAAGAUCACAAACAACCCCACCAGCGACAGAGAGGGUAAAAAGUGGUGCUACGGCUUCUACGUGACUCACCAGCAGGGACACGCCGGCUUUGAGCUCUUUUUUAAGACCGGAGAACUGAAGAAGAAGUGGCUGGAUCAGUUUGAAAUGGCCAUAUCAAAUAUUCGACCAGAGAAAGCCAACCACAACACCCACCAGUUCAUGAUGCACACCUUUGAAAGGAUCACUUCCUGUAGUUCCUGCCACCUCUUGCUCAGGGGCAUCUUUAACCAGGGUUACCGCUGUCUGAAAUGUGGGCUGGGGGCUCAUAAGGAGUGUCUGGGUCGACUGGGAAUCUGUGGGAGAACAGAUGCUGCCAAGCCGAAACCCAAGGAAAACACAACACCACCAGACCCAGGUUUACCCAGGAUGGUUGUGAUCAGAGACUACAGUGGCAUCCCUUGUCCCCAGUGUGGGCCCCCACUAAGCAUUCAUGCGGGGGAUGUCAUUGAACUGAUGUUUGCCGACCUGCACAGCUCCUGGUGGCAGGGAAAAAUUCUGGCGACAAGCAAGAUUGGCUUCUUUCCAAGUGACGCUGUGAGGCCUUGCCCAUGUGUUCCAAAACCUGUCGAUUACUCGGCCCAGCUCUGGUUUGCAGGUCCUAUGGAGAGAUACCAGGCUGAGGUGGAGCUUCUGGACCGAGAGAACAGCACCUAUCUGGUUCGACACAGGAGUAAAGAGUGCACUGAAUACGCCAUUAGUAUAAAGUUCAAAGAUAAAGUCAAGCACAUUAAGAUUCUGACCAAGGAUUGCUGCUUUUACAUCGCUGAGAGUCGGCUGUUCAAGACUGUGCAGGACUUGGUGGAUUACUACAAGCAGCAUUCAUUGAAGGAGGGUUUCAGCAGUCUUGACACCACUCUGCAGUUGCCCUAUAGGGAGCUGUCCAAUGGAAGCAUGCCCAAGGCCAUUACCAGGGCUGGCAGUGUGUUUUCUCCCAGGGUGGUGGGUGUUGCAGUGGCACGUUAUGACUUCUGCUCCAGAGACACACGGGAGCUCUCCCUGCUGCAGGGAGACAAUAUCAAGAUCUACACCAAGAUGUCCAACGGGUGGUGGAAGGGAGAGAUCGAUGGCAGGAUGGGCUGGUUCCCCUCGACCUACGUGGAAGAAGAGGACUGACUUUGUUGGAUGAAUGACUAUUCAGCGUCCAUUCAAAGCCGACCACCUCCGGCGACUAAAGAGGGAGCAGCGAGGCCCUCAAAAACCUUCUCCUGCCCUCUGACAGACUCUCACACGGAGCAGAUGUCAAAUCACAGAUUCCGGGAGCGUCAAGCCAUAUCUCGCCUCUCUGUGGCCCCGUCUUCCCCCGCGGCCCCAUGGGAAGUGCAUGUGCCGUACCCAGAUAACCCUCCACCCUCCCUUUAUGCUCACCUUGUCUGAUUAUUGAUGACUCCAUUGGCUGGUGUGAGACUUGCCUUCACUGUCAUCAUGUUUCAAUACCAGGCAGGCUCAGUCACCCAACUGGAACACAGAUCCUGCUGACAGUGCAGCGCCCAGGUGCCGCACCAAAUUGAAAUGCAGGACCUGAGGAGCUUUGGCUGUUGUUGGAACAUAGCUGUUCAGACUUUUAUUUUUAACAGUUUAAAUGUGAUAUUUAAAUGGAAACACUGAAAUGAUCCGAUGCUGUUUGAAAAACAGGAUCUAAAGAUUUCAGUUCCACAGCGUGAAGGAUGGAUCCGUCAUGCGGUGUGUUUGCAACUUAAUGACUAUUAGUCUUGUGGAGCCAGAAGUGAUUUGGUCAUAUCAUUACAGAACAAGACCUCUUCAGACAAAGUAGUUGUGGAUUAAUGUUGUGGAAAGUGUUGAAAUCCAUUGCUGAUAAAGCUUUGUCUCACAGCUUUGAUUCCUAUUCUGUUAUCAUUUCUUUUCAGUCAUUGUUUAUUUGAAUCAAUACCUUUGACUUUAAAAAGCAUCUUCAUGAGAUGCUGGAUUGGUUCCAAAAUGUAACACCUACUUAACCCUUCCAUUGUUCCCUCCUACUCAAAUGAAAAGCAAUAGUUCAACAUUUUGGAAUUCACUUAUGUGUUAAAAAGUUAAAUACCACUGUCUGUUUAAUAUGAAGCUACAGCAGGCAGCUGAUUAGCUUAGCUGAUAAUAAAGAGUGGGCACAGGAAUUACAAGACUCUAGGAAUGUGUGAUCUUUAGAGGUGAUGGUAGGUAUGUAUGCUAAACUAAACAAGGGAUGUAAGU
This is a messenger RNA of Anoplopoma fimbria (sablefish), 3780 nucleotides long. Its product is annotated as guanine nucleotide exchange factor VAV3-like. Gene Ontology annotation, cellular component: cytoplasm; plasma membrane. The record is from RefSeq and is a predicted model, not a curated record. Gene Ontology annotation, biological process: cell migration; intracellular signal transduction; regulation of GTPase activity. NCBI's taxonomy places the organism in Eukaryota, Metazoa, Chordata, Actinopteri, Perciformes, Anoplopomatidae. The transcript is spliced from 27 exons. Gene Ontology annotation, molecular function: protein binding; guanyl-nucleotide exchange factor activity. Bases 202 to 2709 code for a protein of 835 amino acids.